This is a messenger RNA of Caenorhabditis sp. 36 PRJEB53466, 1766 nucleotides long. NCBI's taxonomy places the organism in Eukaryota, Metazoa, Nematoda, Chromadorea, Rhabditida, Rhabditidae. The record is from the annotation of a GenBank genome assembly.
AUGUCUACAAACACAAUUCUCGUUUUCGAUGUGGACGGAACUCUGACCGCCGCUCGCCAGGUACGCAAAGCAUUAGUUUUAAAUCAAAUAAAUCAGUUUUUUACAGAAGAUAACACCGGAAAUGCUCGAAUUUCUAGUUGAAACCCGCAAGACCAUGCCGCUCGCAGUCGUCGGAGGAUCGGAUUUCAACAAAAUCACGGAGCAACUAGCCGAUGACAAAGACCAUCGUGAGUUGUAAAAAAUAAUAUGUUUAUUCUAAUCUUUUUUACAGUUCUCUCCCUGUUCGACUACAUUUUCAGUGAAAACGGACUCGUCGGAUUCAAAGGAACCGAUCCAUUCCCGUCGCAAUCAAUUCAGAAGGCGAUCGGAGACGAGAAGCUCCAGGAGCUUAUCAAUUUCGCCCUCCGCUACAUGUCAGACAUCAGACUGCCGGUGAAGAGAGGUAACUUUGUCGAAUUCCGAAACGGAAUGAUCAAUCUGUCGCCGAUCGGAAGGAGCUGCUCGCAAGCGGAGAGAGAUCAGUUUGUGGUGUUCGAUCGAGAGAACGGAGUCCGCGCGAAGUUCGUCGAUGCGCUCAAAGAGAACUUUUCCAAAUACGGACUCGAGUUUGCGAUCGGAGGACAAAUCAGUGUGGAUGUUUUCCCAACUGGAUGGGACAAGACGUUCUGCCUGCAGUACAUCGAGAAGGACUACGAUGUGAUUCACUUCUUCGGAGACAAAACUGCUCCGGGAGGAAACGAUCAUGAGAUCUUUGCAGACUCGCGAACUAUCGGACACACUGUGAACGGACCGGAAGACACGAAACGACAAAUUGAAAAGAUUCUCGGAAAGCAAUAGUGCUUUGACUUGUAUUGUUCCAAUUUCAUAGUAUUUAUUUAUUUAUUUUCACUUUUUUUCCUGUACUAUAUUAAUUGGGUAUUGCAUUUUUUUAUCAUCUGUGUUCCUCUUCUUUUUUGUUUAUGAAACUGGUUGUUAUUUAAUCGGUAUAUAAUAAUCUCCUUUCUGCUAUCAACGGUCGCGUUUAAAUGCCAUUGGAACCAAAAAAUCAAAUCAGUAGGAUACCGUCAUGGAAAUUUCAGGAAAAUUCAAUAGAUGUAAACAACGCAUUUAUUACCGAAUAGGAAGAUAACAGUGAGCGAAAACCGUGUCGAGUAAGCAGAAAAGAUAAGAAAAGAGGAGCCCAACUCUCAAGAAUCUCACGUUGAAAAUGAUGGAUUUUAACGCUGAAUCCGGCAGAAAAAUCUGAAAAUGUUGGGAAGUUUGAAAGGAAUUUAUGUAAAAUAUCUAUUACAACGAUGUCACCGAAAACUAUGCUUGCGAAAAUCCUGUAAUUCAACAAAUUUUAAAGAAGUAUGUUUUUUUUGCGAAACGGCUCUAAUAAUUGUCAUCUUAAAAGGUGAUGUAGCACUGACGUUAAAAAAUACACGAACGGACAAUUUUCUGAGCGAGAACGUUGCCGGACAGGGUCCAGACCGUUAAAAAUAUCCUCCAGUCCGGGAUGGCCCUGGCCGUUUGCAAUGUGUCCGCGACUACAGCAAUCCAGCACAUCAGAUCAUUUCCAGCUCCGUCGCAAACUCUCCGAUCAAUCGCCCAAUCUGAUCAGCAACAACUCGUCGCCUCUAAUCCGCUCCGUCCUCUUCUCCCGUCUCGUCUUCUCACCGAUAAUGGUGCCCAUCGAACCAUCCGACGCGACGUACUUUGCCCAACUCUUAUCGAUGUUGCACGAGAUCAUUGUGCUCAGUCGCGAGGCGCCGUGCGUCACAUGA